Messenger RNA from Rhipicephalus microplus (southern cattle tick), 2354 nucleotides. Its product is annotated as arf-GAP with dual PH domain-containing protein 1. Gene Ontology annotation, molecular function: GTPase activator activity; phosphatidylinositol bisphosphate binding; phosphatidylinositol-3,4,5-trisphosphate binding. NCBI's taxonomy places the organism in Eukaryota, Metazoa, Arthropoda, Arachnida, Ixodida, Ixodidae. Gene Ontology annotation, cellular component: plasma membrane; cytoplasm; intracellular membrane-bounded organelle. The record is from RefSeq and is a predicted model, not a curated record. Gene Ontology annotation, biological process: positive regulation of GTPase activity.
ACCAAACGCGUGGGACAAAGUGUGAUUACUUUGUUGUUUAUAGUCACUCUCUUUAGGAGAGAGGGGGAAAGAGUAAGAGCGUUGUUUGUCGCUUUUAAAAAUGGCCGACCAUAAUCGACGCAGGCUCCUGGAGCUCCUCAAAGUUCCCGGGAACGGAGAGUGUGCGGACUGCGGAAAGAAAGAUCCAGAAUGGGCGUCGUACAACCUCGGUGUGUUCCUGUGCACGGAAUGCGCCGGCAUCCACCGAAGCCUGGGUUCCCACGUGAGCCGGGUGCGCUCGUUACGGCUCGACAAGUGGGAUGACGAGCAGGUCGAUGAACUCGCGGCCGUGGGCAACAUUGUUGCCAAGGCGAAGUACGAAGCCAAUGUCCCAGCCUGCUACCGCCGGCCCCUUGCAGAUGACGUUGCCGUCGUCAAGGAACAGUGGGUGCGAGCAAAGUACGAGCGCGAGGAAUUCGUGCACCAGGACCGCCAAGUUUACCAAGACGGCCGCAUGGAAGGAUGGCUCAACAAGCAGGGAAAGGAGGACGGCCGCUUCCACCCGCGGCGGUUUGUGCUCAGCGACGGCGUGCUCAAGUACUACGUCAAAGAGUCCCACAAGGAGCCCAAGGCAUCUAUUCCGGUGUCGGAAAUCAACGCCGUCUUCUGUCCCGAAAAGAUCGGCAACAAGCACGGGCUUCAGCUGAGCUACGUCAAGGACGGCUCGACGCGUAACAUUUUUGUCUACAGCGAAGACGGCAAGACAAUCGUGGACUGGUACAGCGCGCUGCGGGCGGCCAAGCUGCAUCACCUGCAGGUGGCCUUCCCGGGUGCCAAGGAGUCCCAGCUGGUGCCCCACCUGACACGCGACUUCCUCAAAGAGGGCUGGCUGUGGAAGUCUGGACCAAGGCCCGCCGACCAGAAUCGGCGCCGCUGGUUCACCUUGGAUGACCGGAAGUGGAUGUACCACGAGGACCCGCUGGAUGCCUACCCCAAGGGCGAGAUCUUUCUGGGCCACCGCAGCGAGGGCUACUCCGUCCAGACCGGGGCGCCGCACGCGUUCAAGGAGAUGCCGUUCUCCUUCACGGUCACUACGCCGCAUCGCAAGUUUGUCAUGGGCGCCGAGAGCGACCGCGACCGGGCCGAGUGGAUCGCGCUGUUGCAGAAGGUGAUGGAGCGGCCCCUGACGCCCCAGGACACCAACAUGGCAGCCACGCUCGUGAGGAAGCGGCCGUCCCUCUCCUCCUCACUCCAAAUCCUCAAGGUCAGGUGACCUGCUCGUCGGCACACAAAGGUCACCUUUCUCAAGGGUCAAACCAAAGGUCGUCGCACUUUGUCGCCAUCACUGCUACGCCGUCGUUGUCUUGGCCGCAGCAAGCCGUGGGCCAAUAGACAUUCCGGUUUCGAACGAAAAAUUCAGCAGCAGCAGCUGUCUAAACUCCUUCGCAAAGCUCUCACAGCCGUUGCUCACAUCUGCUAGUCGAUUAGCACGAUCUUUUGUUACUACCAAUUUUUUUAACUAGUAGCACUUAGCUUCGCAGCAGGUCUGUAUUGCUACUAGUAAAUAUCUACUGCUUUUUUUUUUAUUCUAAAUUAAUAAAGAGUAAGGUGCGGCUGUGAAGUUUGAUAGUCAGGCUCAAAAAGAUUUAAGAACAGUCGUUUUGACUUCAAGAUGUCGUGAGUGUCAGGAAUUCAUUCUACGCGCUAAUCACGUUUCUUAACUGGCCUACAAUACUUGGGCAGCUAAAAUAGAUGGUCAACGUGAAACCACAUUUACUUAUUUUAACUUCAUGCUGCUGGCAAUGUAUAUAUAUAUAUAUAUAUAUAUUGUGCUUCUUUUCAGAUAGUGUGCAUGUAUAUGUCAAAAUCUUAAUAUAAUCAAAGAGAUAACUUUAAAAUUAUUGUUUUUAUAACUUCGGGUGCAUUCUCCUGAUUACUGAAAGGAAAAAAAAAAUACCAUUGUGCAACCAAUGGAAGCAUGAAAAUGCAUAAAAAAAACCAAGAUGGCAGCUAGGCAGGAUAGAAAGAGUCGAGAGCUGAAUAACCAAAACGCAUACGGGCUCAAUGAUCACAUCAGUGACAAGCGUACGUUUUUCUGAGCAGAUUUUGUUGUAGGUCUUGCCUAAGCUAAACUUCUAAUUAUCUUGGAUAUGGCCUCAUUUUUUGUCUCAAGACAAAGUAAAUUUUCUAGGCUGUAGUUAGCUUCUCUACAAAGAUACCAGUGUGUGUUUCCUUUGUAUCUUCAUGAUAAUGAUUUUAUUACUUGCUAGGACAAUAAUUACUUUCAAUUUUAUUCAGCGUUGUACGAUUUUUGACACGCCGAGACUCCCUGCAGCUUUGAAAAAAGAACCUAUGUGUGCCAUACCUUGUUGGUU